Molecule: messenger RNA, 768 nt
Organism: Adineta steineri
Lineage: Eukaryota; Metazoa; Rotifera; Eurotatoria; Adinetida; Adinetidae
Source: the annotation of a GenBank genome assembly
AUGGAUUUGAAAUUAAUUAAAAUUUGGAUUUUAUCAUUUUUCGUUGCACUUGGUUUUAUGCAUCAUUCGAAAACACGAAUGAUAUGUCAUGUUAUAUUUAUAUUAUUUUUAUAUAGUUUAAUUGUUUUAUUUGGUUUGGGAAAGCGUUUAUUAUUUGUAACAUCUGUUAAUCUACAGAAGCUACUAGGAAAUGAUAAAGUUGUUCUUAAACCAUGGACACCAAAAUGGAAAGAAGAAUUUGAAAAUGAAAAAUCUCGUUUAAAUAAAAUAAUUUCAUCAGAAUGGAAACAUAUUUUUCAUAAAGAACUUUCACCAGAUGGUCUUGUUCAUAUUGGUUCAACUUCGAUUGAAAAAAUUGCAUUAGCUAAACCAAUGCAUGAUGUAGCGAUUGCCAUAACAACAAAAUAUCUUCCUGUAAAUUUACGCGAAGAUUUAGAAAAAGCUGGAUAUAAAUAUGUUGGAGCUGCUCUACAUUCAAUAUCCUGUCAAGAUCACUGGUUUUUUAAUAUAACACCAAAAGAUCAAAUUGAUUCGAAAGGUCACGGAUUUGAUCUUCAUGUAGUAUUACCGCCGUCGCAUCAAUGGCUUCGAGACACUAUUCACUUUUCUCAAUAUUUAACGGAAAAUCAAAUAGAUCGAGAGAGAUAUGGAAAUUUGAAAAGUGAAAUUGCAAAAAUGGAUCCAACAAUGGCCUCUUAUGUGAGGAAAAAGCAGAAGCUUAUACACAUACUAUUUGAAAACUCACGACAAUGGGCUAAAAAUAAGUGA